AUGGUAUUUCAGUACCUCGUCGUUUUUGUCAGCUUGGCGGUGGCCCUCCCAAGCAAAUGGGGAUACGCCUUCCCCACAAACAGAUAUUAUCAAUUGGACAAAGGAACUUGUUGGGCGUUUGGGAUCAUAGGCAUGUUGGAGCAUUCAUAUCGUGAAAACGGCCGCCAAAAGGGGUUUUUGGCAGACAACGAGUUUGUUCGGCUGAACGUUCAGUCGAGCGCCAUUUUAAUGGAACAAGCUUGUCAAAAGUAUCCGUCUGUAUGUAACACUCCAGGCGAUGAUGUGAUGUAUGGAUCAACCGAAGGAGGUGAAAUCAACUGGUUCUAUUCAUUCCCGUUUUUGUAUGAUAAGAUUCUUCCAAGCGCUGUUUGCCCUUACACGGAAACCACAGAGACGCAAUUUGUGUGUGACGGGAUGGACGAAGCGUUGAAGACGAACCCUAUCAGUUUUGAUAUUUCGGAGAUGUUGACAACUUAUAACAUUGAACAAACAAAGGAAUUGAUGCUCAAAAAGAAAAUCCCCGUUGGGUUUGGUUCAUUGAUCCACGACUCGAGAUAUUACAUUCCAUGCACCGAAGAAUAUCAAAAAUUCUGUAACACACAGUUCUUCGAAGUUGUUAAUUGCCCACAAGACAUGCAAUAUUUGAGUGAGAAGUGUUCGCUUUUCGUCAUGCCAAUGUACUCGACUGAUGGUGAAUUCAAUUAUCAUGGAACUAUUGAACCGGAAGGUGGACAUGCGAUGGUCACUAUUGGAUAUAAUGAUGAGUAUGUCACACAUGAAGGUGU
Molecule: messenger RNA, 785 nt
Organism: Entamoeba invadens IP1
Lineage: Eukaryota; Evosea; Mastigamoebida; Endamoebidae
Exons: 1
Source: RefSeq, a predicted model, not a curated record